Messenger RNA from Armigeres subalbatus, 1356 nucleotides. RefSeq lists its product as uncharacterized. The transcript has 3 exons. Gene Ontology annotation, biological process: DNA integration. The coding region runs from base 1 to 1356 and encodes 451 amino acids. Gene Ontology annotation, molecular function: nucleic acid binding. The record is from RefSeq and is a predicted model, not a curated record. Lineage: Eukaryota; Metazoa; Arthropoda; Insecta; Diptera; Culicidae.
AUGUCCAGCUCUUCGCUUAUUCAAGUAGACAAUUUCUCCAGCUGGAAGCAUGUACACAACACUGUUGCUUUCGUCUUGCGUUAUGUGUCCAAUUUACGUAAAAAGGCUAAACAGCAGCAAGUCAAUUUAGGACCGCUUCCUAUGACGGAGCUUGGGGAGGCAGAAACGUAUCUAUUCCGUACAGCACAACGCGAAGGAUUUCCAGAUGAUAUAGCUACCUUGGAGCAAUCGCGCUCAACUACUUCUGUGAAGUCACUUCCAAAAACGAGUUUGCUGUAUAAACUGGACCCAUGGUUGGACGAGAGAGGAGUUACGAGGAUGCGUAGUAGGAUUGGCGCAUGCCAAUUCAUCAGUGACGAUACUACACACCCAAUAAUACUACCCCGGAAGCAUCCCGUCACCACACUAAUUAUUAGAUACUACCAUCACAAAUAUCACCAUUGUAACCAUGAAACCGUGGUCAACGAACUUAGACGGAGAUUUCACAUUUCACGCAUCCGCGUCGAAUUGGCUUCGGUCCGGCGAAAUUGUCAAAAAUGCAAGAAUGAGACAGCAGUUCCUCGACCGCCGAUCAUGGCGGACCUUCCAGCGGUUCGACUUGGGGCAUUCGCUCGACCCUUCACGUACAUCGGAGUGGAUUAUUUUGGUCCCAUGGAAGUGGUCGUCGGCAGAAGGACGGAAAAACGAUGGGGAAUGCUGAUUACCUGUUUGACCGUCCGCGCUAUUCAUAUUGAGCUGGUCUGCUCACUUAACACCAGUUCGUGUAUUAUGGGCUUGCGAAACUUCAUCUCACGCAGAGGUACUCCACGAAAAAUCUACAGUGAUCGCGGUACAAAUUUUAUCGGCGCUUCCCGCGAACUGGAAGAAGCCAUGGCAACUGUCAACCAAACAACAUUAAUGACACCACACAUGGGCGGGUGUUGGGAAAGAUUGAUACGAACGGUAAAGACCAAUCUCAUGGCGAUUCGUCCAGCAUCAAAACUUACGGAUGAGGUGCUACGUAAUACGCUUAUCGAGGUGGAAAACGUCGUCAAUUCGCGGCCUCUGACACACGUCCCAAUCGAUGAUGAUUCAGCCCCCGCGCUCACCCCGAACCAUUUCCUGCUCGGGUCAUCGAAUGGAUCAAAGCCACUGACCACAUUUGAUGACAGCGGUUCCACAAUGAAGCAAAACUACCUCACCUCUCAGGUCCUAGCCAAUCAAUUCUGGAAGCGCUGGCUCUCCAACGAGGAACACGGUCAGCGUCAGAGUCAAAUCAACGACGACUACAACGAUGACGACGGCAAUGGAGCUCAGCGGCGGAAGCGGAAAGAAGCCAACAAAGGCCAAGACCAAGAUGAAGAAGGCGCGGGAUAG